This is a messenger RNA of Penicillium odoratum, 1338 nucleotides long. RefSeq names its product PLC-like phosphodiesterase. Lineage: Eukaryota; Fungi; Ascomycota; Eurotiomycetes; Eurotiales; Aspergillaceae. The record is from RefSeq and is a predicted model, not a curated record. The transcript is spliced from 3 exons. The coding region runs from base 1 to 1338 and encodes 445 amino acids. Gene Ontology annotation, biological process: lipid metabolic process. Gene Ontology annotation, molecular function: phosphoric diester hydrolase activity.
AUGAAAAUCUUACCAUGGUUGGCUGUAUGGGUUCUGGCGCAAUGUGUACAUACCUCGGCCGAGACGACCGAGAGCACCGAGAGCACUGAUACGACGUCCACAACCACCAGCACUAGCAGCGCCACCAUCACCAGCACUACAUCAGACACAACUACUGGGUAUAUUGUUGUCACAUCGGAAACUUCAGUCGCAGUCCCUACCGGAGACUACAUCAGCUAUACCACUACCGAGAUCGUGUCAUCUGCUGAACUCAAUGCCACAGCCUCGAGCAACGCUACGGCCUCUACAACUGCUACAGAUGUCGUUCUUGUCGGAACAGGCAGCUCUACCAGCACGUCCACUUCUUCAGCUUCAAGUGCAACAAAUACGCAAACAUGCAACGGCUACACCGAGUUCUGCGAGAGAAGAUACUCCAACAUCACAAUGGUGACGGCGCAUAACAGCCCGUUCGUGAAAAAGAACAAUAUAGCAUCAAAUCAAUACUACGACGUCACAACACAACUAGACGACGGUAUACGCAUGAUAUCCUUCGAGGCACACUACUAUGACGACGACAUCUAUCUGUGUCACACCUCCUGCGAACUUCUCAACAUGGGUACCCUGGAGGCCUACCUGACAACCGUGACGAAAUGGAUCAAGAAAAACCCCUACGAUGUCGUCACAGUCCUGAUCGUGAACUCCAACUACGUAUCUCCUUCGAAUUUCAGCGCCCCUAUAAAGAAUUCCGGAUUAAUCGACUAUGCAUACGAGCCCUGGAAAAUCCCAAUGAGUCUAGACGACUGGCCCACCCUGUCCGAAAUGAUCCUCACCUCCAAGCGCGCAGUCGUCUUCAUGGAUUACGAAGCCGAUCAAACGGAAUAUCCUUAUAUCUUGGAUGAAUUUUCUCAGAUGUGGGAGACGCCGUUUUCACCAUUGAACCGUUCAUUCCCUUGCACUACUCAGCGACCCACUGGAAUUACCAAAGCCAAGGCCGAGGACCGGAUGUACAUGGCGAAUCACAACCUCAAUCUGGAGAUUAUCUUCGAUGAUAUCGAUAUUUUGAUCCCGGACUCAGCACAGAUCAAUGUGACGAAUGCGGUAUCUGGAUAUGGAAGUCUGGGGCUAAUGGCCAAUAAUUGUCGAAGCGAAUGGGAUCGACCGCCAAAUUUCCUUCUUGUGGACUACUACAAUGAUGGCAAUUUCGCAGGCUCGGUUUUCAAAGUGGCUGCUGAGAUGAAUAAUGUCACUUACAACGGUGACUGCUGUGGGACAACAUCGGAUGCUGCGAUGAUGAACGGCGGUCUGCAUUUGUCUUUUAUGAUUGCUUUUAUGAGCACAUUAUUGGCAUAUUCGAUGUAG